AUGGCGACAGCGGUCGAAGCACGACCUUGUCCGCCUAGUAGUCUGAUGGGGCUGCUCGGCAUCUUUGGCACCAUGAAGCGACAAAUUUUCGGUCCCUGCUAUGACCCGUACCACAACAGCACCACCAUUCGCGACGUCGUCCACUCUUCCGUGUCCGGGUUAUCGACUUUACACAUUUCAAGACAUCAUACGCUUACAGAAUGCGAAAAGGCCGAACGCUUCAUUCGCGGUGUAGCCGAAAACUACCGACUUGCGGUCGAAGAAGAAGAUAGCAGAUGGGGCCUGGUGGACGAGAAGGAUCUCGAAGUCAGCUUCUUGGCACCCAUGCCAUCUCCAGAAGCCAAACGCACUCACAUUAUUUUCCGAGAAGUACCUACACCACCAGCUGUACCCGUAGGCGUAAUCACUAUUACCAGCAUCCACGCACUUAUCGCCAUCUUUUUCAUGACGCAGUAG
Messenger RNA from Zychaea mexicana, 456 nucleotides. RefSeq lists its product as uncharacterized. NCBI's taxonomy places the organism in Eukaryota, Fungi, Mucoromycota, Mucoromycetes, Mucorales, Lichtheimiaceae. The record is from RefSeq and is a predicted model, not a curated record. The coding region runs from base 1 to 456 and encodes 151 amino acids. The transcript is spliced from 4 exons.